Mus pahari (shrew mouse) is the source of this 2168-nucleotide messenger RNA. RefSeq names its product vestigial like family member 2 (gene Vgll2). The transcript has 4 exons. Bases 180 to 1136 code for a protein of 318 amino acids. NCBI's taxonomy places the organism in Eukaryota, Metazoa, Chordata, Mammalia, Rodentia, Muridae. Gene Ontology annotation, cellular component: nucleus. Gene Ontology annotation, biological process: regulation of transcription by RNA polymerase II. The record is from RefSeq and is a predicted model, not a curated record.
GCCGCCGGGCUGGAACCACCGAGUUAGAGGGGAGCGAGUUUGCCUCAGCCCCAGCCCAGCGCUGCCCCGCAGCCCAUGACUCCGGGGCUCGGGCGCCGCCUUCGCAGCUGCAGCAUCCUUGAGCUUCGCCAAAACAGCNUUGAUGAGAAACCACUCAGCUGCCUCCGCGGCGGGGAGCCAUGAGCUGUCUGGAUGUUAUGUACCAGGUCUACGGUCCCCCGCAGCCUUAUUUCGCAGCCGCCUACACUCCCUACCACCAGAAACUAGCCUACUACUCAAAAAUGCAGGAAGCCCAAGNGUGCUCCAGCCCCAGCAGCAGUGCCAGCGGGAGCUCCUCAUUUUCCAACCCAACCCCAGCCAGUGUCAAAGAAGAGGAGGGCAGCCCAGAGAAAGAGCGCCCGCCCGAAGCUGAGUACAUCAACUCCAGAUGUGUCCUCUUCACCUACUUCCAGGGGGACAUCAGCUCUGUGGUGGACGAACAUUUCAGUAGGGCCCUUAGCCACCCAAGCAGCUACACCCCAAGCUGUACCAGCAGCAAAGCACACAGAAGCUCUGGACCCUGGAGAGCAGAAGGCACCUUCCCGAUGAGCCAGCGCAGCUUCCCCGCCUCCUUCUGGAACAGCGCGUACCAGGCGCCGGUGCCCGCGCCACUAGGCAGUCCUCUAGCCACCGCACACUCGGAGCUGCCCUUUGCCACCGACCCCUACUCUCCCGCCGCCGCCGCCGCGCUGCACGGCCACCUGCACCAGGGCGCGGCCGACUGGCACCACGCGCACCCGCACCACGCGCACCCUCACCAUCCCUACGCGUUGGGCGGCGCCCUGGGAGCACAAGCCUCUGCCUACCCGCGGCCAGCAGUGCACGAGGUCUACGCUCCCCACUUCGACCCGCGCUACGGGCCGCUGCUCAUGCCCGCAGCCACUGGCCGCCCCGGCCGCCUGGCCCCUGCCUCGGCGUCCGCUCCCGGCAGCCCUCCCUGCGAGCUCGCGGCCAAGGGCGAACCGGCGGGCGGCGCAUGGGCUGCGCCCGGGGGACCCUUCGUGAGCCCCACGGGAGAUGUGGCCCAGAGCCUGGGUCUCAGCGUGGACUCAGGCUUGCAAACUCUGGACCAAGGCAAGCAUCUGUAUGGGUUUUAGACAGACCACUCGCUUUCCUGUAAGUUCCGUUGGUGACAGCCAGAGCUGAGGGGGUUUGUCAGGGCUUCUGUCUUAGUUUGCAGCUCCUUGCUGUUUCCUAGGUGGUUCUAAGACCUGAGUCCCAGUAUCUCCUCCUGCUUCUGUCUUCUGACCAGCAGUGAGGGCUCAGCAGCUGCGCCUUCCAGUGGAGAAGCACAGGAAGGCAGAGACUUCGGAUUUCCCCCACCUCUUGGGAAAACCAAAAACCACAUUUACAAAAAUAUUGUCUCAAAUUAAUGACUCUUGGCUAAAACACUGGAAAUGUCUGUGAUGAGUGUGCUUAGCUGGCUGGUGCACUGUUAAGCACUCUCAGAAGGAGAGAAAGGGAAUCACUGUGGAUAUUGUUUAUGCUGAGGUGCAUUUGCAACAAAAACCUUGAUAGAGACAUACAAAGAUGCCAGACUUCUUCCUCAUAGACUCCAGCUCCCACCUUGCCCAUCCCCCUCCCCACAGCACCCACUCCAGACAGAAGACACACUCUUUCCUGUGAACUGUAAGCUCGGAAGCCUCUGUCUGCAUAUGAGUGGCAAGCGGCAGAUAUAGAGCCACCUGCCCAAGUCUUACUGGAAUGCAGCUGUUGGAAGACAGCUGCUUAAAACUCCAGAAAUACAUUGACCAAGGUGGGACUUCGUGGUGUCUGGAAGGACAGUUGUGAUCGCACUGGACAGAUUAUAUAAAAUCACAUAUAUCGCCUCACUUUUACAAGGAUCGAUUUGCCAUGAAAAAAGAAAUUUUGUUUCACCUUCGCUCUCACAAACCCCGCCCUGUCUCUGGUCCUCCACUGAAAAUGCAAAGAGACAAGCCCCUCCCUCCCCAACUGUCUCCAUAGGAGGAGCUAGGAAUCAGAAGGGGAGGAGGAGUCCACGGAGUAGGAAACAAGAAGGAAGACAUUUCUCUCAGUCUCUUCAGUUGUGAUUGCUAACUUUUGUGUUGACAUAAGAAAAGGAUUUACGUGGGGCAGAGCUGGAGAUGAGGAAGAAGUGAACAUUACAG